Molecule: messenger RNA, 1077 nt
Organism: Cherax quadricarinatus
Lineage: Eukaryota; Metazoa; Arthropoda; Malacostraca; Decapoda; Parastacidae
Source: RefSeq, a predicted model, not a curated record
GAAUUAAGAGUUGCAAAAUACCAUAUCAAAAUGGCAGUGCCAGCUACUGAAUCAAUAGACCUUGAUGCAGAAUUUGAGAGCUAUCAACAGAAAUGGUCAAUGGAUCUAAAAAGCUUUAAAAAAAUCUGGUCAAACUCCAGCAAUGAGAUCAAGUCAGUCUACCAGCAACGUGAAACUCUCUUUAAAAAAUCCAAAGAUGAUAUUGAUGAAUUGAAUCAGAAAAUCAAAGGCAUACGUCAGGAAAUUAGCAGCAUUCACAAAGACAAGGAUCGGGCAGGGCGUGAGAUGCAGCGACUGGUACAAGAACUGGAGAAUAUUAGUAUAAGUCUCAGCGAAAAGACCAAGGAAAUGGAGGAACACAAGGAGAAGUUACAAGAACUUGAGAAGAGAGUGAACCAGAAGAUGACACUAGUAGAGAACACUGAGAAGAACAACCAGGAUUGUGUGAGCAACAUAGAACGUGGUGUGAUGAUGUUCUCCACCCAUUUGGGGUUAAAUGUGAAGUGUACCAACCGCAACACUCUCCUCUUCAUUUUUACUCAGAUAAAUCGAGCCCAGCCCAAUGAAGAAUACAUGCUAGAACUGACGCUUGAUGAGGAAAAGUACCAUCUUCUUCGCUCAGUACCAGAAAUUUCCAACCUACAAGAGCUGGAGGACAGACUCAAUUCAACAAACAACUUCUCAGGCUGCAUUGUACAUAUUCGUAAACUCUUCCAGAAAAUGCAUCACUGCUAGUCGAGACAUUUCAUUAUACUUUUAGUUAAACGUCAUUUUGUGUAAAGUAUGAUUUCUUAUGGUUCUUUCCUAAUUACAUUUUUCUCCUGUAGCUAUUCAUCAGUAUGUGAGGACAUGUUUUGUGUUAUCAAAGUAUUCAGGAAUUGUAAUUGCUGGAACCUGUACACUGGUAAAAAAUAAAAUUAAAAUAAAUGAUUAUUUUAUAAUCAUAUAAUUUGACUUUUUUUCAUGAAUGCUGUAAUAAAAUAAUCAGUCAUUAUAGUAUAUGAAUACAUUAUUAUGUUUUUCUUAAAUAUGCUGUCAUAAGUUUUACUUCAGAGCAUUAAUAGUUUAAGAGUUUUA